Ricinus communis (castor bean) is the source of this 1798-nucleotide messenger RNA. RefSeq names its product ribokinase. Gene Ontology annotation, molecular function: kinase activity. Lineage: Eukaryota; Viridiplantae; Streptophyta; Magnoliopsida; Malpighiales; Euphorbiaceae. The record is from RefSeq and is a predicted model, not a curated record. Bases 322 to 1434 code for a protein of 370 amino acids. The transcript has 13 exons.
UAUCUCUCUCCGUUAAGCUCAACAAACGCUGACCACUCCUUAUCCCAAACACUCAAACAUAACAUAUCACGUCCGCAUGCCAUUGUAAAACCAAGCAGCUUUUGUAAGAGUGGUAGCUACCAGUACCAAUCACCCGCUGCCUUCCAUUACCCACUCAACUGACCGCUUUUAAGGACAAACAACAAAAAAAAUGCUAUUCUCACACCCCACACUUUCCAGUGUCAUUUCUCUCAAUCUUAACUUUCUCUCUUCUUCUUCUUUGCGUCGUCAACGGUUAAGCAGCGACUGCCGUACCAGGUCCACCAAGUCUCCUUCCUUCUAAUGAUCAAAAUGUCGUUGGAUUCUCUCCCUCCUCCACCAGACAACGGUGUCGUCCUAGGUAUUGGAGGAGCUUCAGUGGAUUUCUUGGCAGCAGUGGCUGCUUAUCCUAAGCCUGAUGACAAGAUCAGAAGCACAAGCUUGAAGGUUCAAGGAGGUGGAAAUGCUGGGAAUGCUAUGACAUGUGCUGCCCGUUUGGGUUUAAGUCCUAGAAUUAUUUCUAAGAUUGCUGAUGACAGUCAAGGCCGAAGUGUUUUGGAGGAAUUUGAGUCUGAUGGUGUCGACACUUCUUUUCUUGUGGUCUCCAAGGGUGGUAAUUCGCCAUUUACUUAUGUUAUUGUUGACAGCCAAACGAAAACUCGCACUUGUAUUCAUACUCCAGGAGAACCUCCCAUGACACCAGAUGAUUUGUCCCAGUCUAGUUUGUUAUCUGCAUUGGAUGGAGCAAGUGUUGUCUAUUCUGAUGGAAGGUUGCCUGAAUCUGCUCUACUUGUUGCACAAGAGGCAACUCGCAGCAAUAUACCUAUUUUGAUUGAUGCAGAAAGGAAAAGGGAGGGCUUGGAUGAUCUUCUGAAAUUGGCUAGUUAUGCAGUAUGCUCAGCAAAAUUUCCACAGGCAUGGACAGAGGCACCUUCUGUUCCACAUGCACUUGUUUCUAUGCUUUUGAGGUUGCCAAACAUUAAAUUUGUGAUUGUGACCUUGGGUGAGGAUGGAUGCAUAAUGCUUGAGAGAAGCAUAAAUGAGUCUCCUGCAUCGGAGGAAAUAGACAUAGAUAAUUUAUUGGAGUUACUGAAGCAGAGAAAGGAUGAUUCAGUUGUCAUGCCGACAUGUUUCUCAUCGUCAUUGGCAAAGCUAAGAGCAAAUGGGAUAGGAACAGUGAAUGGGAGGUUGUUUGUAGGAACAGCUGAGAAGAUACCUCCAGCAGAACUUAUUGAUACAACUGGUGCUGGAGAUGCCUUUAUUGGAGCAGUCCUUUAUGCUAUCUGCGCCAGCAUGCCGCCAGAGAAAAUGUUGCCAUUUGCUGCUCAAGUGGCAGCUGCUAGCUGCAGAGCCUUGGGAGCUCGAACUGGCCUUCCACACCGCGCAGAUCCACGCUUGGCUCCUUUUUUACAUUAAGGAGUACUCUUAACUGCAUAAUAUCAGUACGACAUUUUCCACCAGACUCCUUUUCUUAGAUGAACCAGUUAAUUCAUUACAAGUGGUGUGCCAAAUUCCAAAUUUUCCAUCUUAAUGCUUCCAUGGUGAUGCAGUGUGGAAGAAUGAAAUGAAGCGAAAGUUAUUGAAAAUACAAGAAAAAUAAAAAGAAUAGUAUUGUGCCAUUGUAGGACGUCUCAUGCAGGGAAACUUCGGACACUAUUAUCUUUUUCUCCUGCACUAUACUGUAGCGUUAUAUUUUAUUAAUGUACUUUGUGUAAUUAUUAAUACAUGGUUUACCAAAUUAAUGAGCAGAUAAAUGGACAAAAAAAAUAUUGCAUAAAAA